AUGGGAAAAUUGUUUACUAAAUACCAGUCCGAAGACGAAGAGACAGCUACAUCAGUCUGUCGCUUCAGCACAACCGGAGUAUUUGGACGGCUGCGGGGAAUUCUCUCAAUUAAUGGAGCUUCUUUGCAGGAUAGGGCCCGUGGCAUCCCUACCACAUCACUAGAGAGGCAACGGGCAUCCACUACAGACCUGCUCGUUGAUAUGGAUGAAAAGCUCCCAGAAGUGGCUUCAGGGCAAACCCUUCCCUGUGAGGUGGAAAAGCCCGCUUCUGAGAAGACGGUGCUGUACUUGGCCUAUGGGUCCAAUUUAGCCUCGAAAGUGUUCCUCGGAAGACGAAAUAUCAAACCUCUAUCUCAAGUCAAUGUUUUGGUCCCCGAGCUGAGACUGACAUUUGACCUCCCUGGCAUACCAUAUCACGAGCCGUGUUUUGCAGGCGUUCAAUUUCUCCAUGCCUCUGAGCAAAGCAUUGGAAAGAAUGGAGAAAAGACGCAAAUUAUGGAGAAUGCGUCAGAGAAGUUCCGACUCUUAACAGGGCAAUAUUACCAUAAGGACCAUUGGCACAAGCCCCUUGUCGGCGUGGUCUACGAAGUCACUCCUUCAGACUAUGCCCGGAUCAUAGCAACCGAAGGUGGUGGCCAGUCAUACAAAGAUGUCGUUGUGACUUGCUAUCCGUUCCCGAAAGUAUACGACCCUAUGGACGCUGUCCCUGAUCGUCCUACCACCCAGCCAUUCAAGGCCCACACUCUCCUUUCACCUGCUGCCGACAUGAAUAAGGCCUUUAGAACACAGGAAGUUGCACCAGCUCACUACAGAUGCGUAGAACAAUCUAGACGACAUCCUCGCGUGCGUCCGGAUCCGUCAUACGCGCAGCCGUCAGCUCGGUAUCUCAACCUUAUCACCAGCGGCGCUGCUGAGCAUAGCCUUCCUCUCUCUUACCGGGAGUAUCUUUCAAAUAUCCGACCAUAUCGGAUUACGACGCUAAGUCAGCGGUUUGGGCAGGCCAUAUUCCUUGUGACAUGGGUGCCACUGGUAUUAACGACAAUACUGCUUUCGAGUGUUCUUGCGGGUCCUGAUGGUCAGAGUUCCCCGUGGCUGGUCAGGAUUGCAAACGCAGUGUUCCAGUUAAUGUGGGAUAGCUAUGACAGGCUGUUUAAGAUAGUAUUCGGAGAUGGGGAGAGGACGAUUGGCGAGUGA
Monascus purpureus is the source of this 1194-nucleotide messenger RNA. The record is from the annotation of a GenBank genome assembly. Lineage: Eukaryota; Fungi; Ascomycota; Eurotiomycetes; Eurotiales; Aspergillaceae.